Messenger RNA from Rotaria sp. Silwood1, 466 nucleotides. NCBI's taxonomy places the organism in Eukaryota, Metazoa, Rotifera, Eurotatoria, Philodinida, Philodinidae. The record is from the annotation of a GenBank genome assembly.
AUGUCUGAAUCGGAUUCAACAAAUGAUCGAACACGUGACGGUCAAAAUAAGUUAGUCAAGAAACAAGAUUCAUUUCAAGAAAUACGAAGUUUAUCAUUCAACAAAAAGUCAUUUCAAACAAGAUAAUUAUACAAAUAUGGAUGAAUAAACUAAAGUAUAUUGACUUGUGAAGUGUUCACUAAAAUGAGGAUGAUUGUGUAGCAUUAAAAUAAUUAUUCUAUUCAAAUUUGAUUUUGUCUGAGACAUUCAAAACUGAAUGAAAUUCUAAUUUUAAUUCUCAAAAUAUAUAUCUAUUGUAAUCUAUGCUGGUGGGUGUGAGUGUGGGCGUGUGUGGAUGUGGGUGUGGAUGGAUGGGUGCAGGUGUGGGUGUGGGUGGGUGUGGCGAGUGUGGGUGGGUGUGGCGAGUGUGGGUGGGUGUAGGUUUGAUUCUUGUCUUCAUGUAUAUCAACAGCCACACCCGCACCCU